Xiphophorus hellerii (green swordtail) is the source of this 3326-nucleotide messenger RNA. RefSeq names its product F-box/LRR-repeat protein 3-like. Bases 308 to 1612 code for a protein of 434 amino acids. Gene Ontology annotation, molecular function: protein binding. Gene Ontology annotation, cellular component: mitochondrion. The record is from RefSeq and is a predicted model, not a curated record. NCBI's taxonomy places the organism in Eukaryota, Metazoa, Chordata, Actinopteri, Cyprinodontiformes, Poeciliidae. The transcript is spliced from 6 exons.
GUAACUACAGCGCUCUGAUCCGCACACCAACACAAACGCCAUCUUUAGCCGACAAAGUGCUGUACUGAAGCAGAGUUGUGGAUCGAAACUAGGUCAGGCGCCUGGAAAACUCGAAGACUUUUGGGGAUCUCCCGUCGGAAGCCUCCUCGGUUGGUGUUCAGCAACGCCCGGCCACACCGCACUGUCGUAUGGUCCAAUGUGUUUGAUCGCUCGGCCAGCCCGUACGCAGUUUUAUUUUGUCGGUCCAGGUUGACGUUGAAAGUGAUCCUCCGUAAAUAAGCAACCGACGGUGGAGCUAAAAGCCAGGAUGAAACGAGGUCUCCAAGAGAAUGAGCAGGAGGAAGGAGGAGGCCCUAGUCGGGGGUAUCAGAAGAGUAUCAAAUGGUCAACUAAGCAGGAUGGAGAGAAAGAACUGGAAGAGCAAGGAGUCAGCUGGGAGUGUUUGCCGCAGGAGAUCCUGCUUCACAUUUUCCAGUACCUCCCACUGCUGGACAGAGCUUUUGCUUCUCUGGUGUGCCGGGGCUGGAAUCAGGCCUUCCACAUGCCAGAGCUGUGGCGCUGCUUUGAGUUUGAGCUGAACCAGCCGGCCAGCUCCUACCUGAAGGCCACGCACCCGGAGCUCAUCAAGCAGAUCAUCAAAAAGCACUCCAACCACCUCCAGUACGUCAGCUUCAAGGUGGACAGCAGCAGAGAGUCUGCAGAGGCGGCGUGCAACAUCCUCUCUCAGCUGGUGAAUUGUUCUUUGAAAACCCUGGGACUCAUAUCCACAGCCAGGCCCAGCUUCAUGGAGAUGCCCAAGUCUCACUUCAUCUCCGCUCUGACUGUUGUUUUCGUCAACUCCAAAUCUCUGUCCUCCCUGAAAAUCGACGACACCCCUGUGGAUGAUCCCUCCCUCAAAGUCCUGGUGGCCAACAACAGCGACACUCUCAAGCUGCUGAAAAUGAGCAGCUGCCCUCAUGUUUCACCUGCCGGCAUCAUGUGCGUGGCCGAUCAGUGCCACGGCCUGAGAGAGCUGGCUCUGAACUACCACUUGCUGAGCGACGAACUCCUCAUCGCGCUCUCCUCGGAGAAGCACGUUCACCUCGAGCACCUUCGCAUCGACGUGGUCAGCGAGAACCCAGGCCAGCAGUUCCACACCAUCAAGAAGAGCAGCUGGGACGCCAUGGUGCGCCACUCCCCCAAAUUCAACCUGGUGAUGUACUUCUACCUCUACGAGGAGGAGUUCGACCCUUUCUUCCGCGACGAAAUCCCCGUCACGCACCUGUACUUCGGCCGCUCCGUCAGCAAAGACGUGCUGGGCCGCGUCGGGCUCACCUGCCCGCGUCUGGUGGAGCUGGUGGUGUGCGCCAACGGACUGCGGCCUCUCGACGAGGAGCUCAUCCGCAUCGCCCAGCGCUGCACGCAGCUGUCCGCCAUCGGCUUGGGGGAGUGCGAAGUGUCCUGCAGCGCCUUUGUGGAGUUCGUGAAGAUGUGCGGAGACAGACUGAAGCAGCUGUCCAUCAUGGAGGAAGUGCUGGUUCCGGAUCACCGUUACGAGCUGGACGACAUUCACUGGGAGGUGUCGAAGCAUUUGGGUCGGGUCUGGUUCCCUGACAUGAUGCCUACAUGGUAGAGUUUGGUGAGGGGCUAAUUUGUUUUUUGUUUGGAUUUUUUUUGUGUGUACAGAUUCUUAUUUCUACUGGUACAACAGAAGAAGAAAUUACAUCUUUUUGAUCUUAUUUUGUUUUUAAUUUGAUGUAGCUGAUGCAUUUAUAUAAUUUAAUCACUCAUAUCAUUUAGCAUUUUCUUCCUCUGAGCCCUUCAGACCUGUUGUUGUUAUUUACACAUCAAUUAGUAGCGUGAACUGAUGGGUGUAUCUGGAAUCUGUUGGGAAUUUGAGGAAUUAUGCUCAAGACAGAAGUUGCUCCACAUCUGUGUUGCUGACAUGCAGGCAGAUGUUUUAUCUAGAGUUGUAAACGUUGCACCACGUUUUUUCCUCUUUCGUGUAUUGUACCACAAAUUAUCCUGUUGAAACUGUAAAGAAAAAGGUUAAUAUUUGAAAACAUAUACAUGAAACAAACCCUAAUUACAGACAUUAAUAUGCGGUAUACUUGUACAUGCAACGUAUAACUUUAAUGCACUUUUUCUCUAAUGAAGGUCCCCAAGCUUGGCAAAGUAAACCCAUACAGCCGCAGAGGUAAUUUCUUUCUGUUGUCACAAACUCUCUUUGUAGAUUAUUUGAAUUUCUGCUUCCUUUUUUUUUUUAAAAGAUUUAUUUUAUUUUUAACAUUCUAAGUCUAAUGAAUAGUACGGAUUAUUUAUUAUAUGAGGAGAAAAUCCCUUUACCAAGAGAAACUAUCAACACUACCAUAUAAUGUGCUACUAUAAUACAAAUGUCUAUCUAAGAAGGAUUUUCUAUUUAGUUUUUGUAGUCUGUGUUGUAAUAUCUAAUGUGUUUAAUACUGGUAUAGGAAAUAAAAAAAGGAGACUGUAUCACGAAUCACUAAGAUGUAUGGAUGUUGUUAAAUUCCAGACAUAAACAUAUUUAACUAUUAAUCCUGGUGAUGCAGUCACUUAAAUUUGUAAUUAGGAAAAAAAGCAAAUAUUGUGGGUUUGAACCACUGAAUUACAAGGUUACAAUCAUUUAAUUACCUCCAAUAAACAAAGUGAGAAGAAUGAGUAGGUGUGGCUCCAGCUGAAUGCUUCGCCAACUGAUCACUGACUUUUGUUAAAUUCUAUUUUUUAAAUUAAAAUUUAAUUUUUCUCAGUCCCAUGAUAAUAAUAAUAAUAAAACAUGUUAUUACUUGCACAAUCACCCUUUCGUUGAUAUAAAAUGAUGCUGUUCCACAUAGUGAAACAGAAAAAUGUCACGUCCUGAUCCGAAUGAAUACUGUUUAACCAUUUUUCAUUUAACAUUGGUUGUGUAUUAUUAUUAUGUUAACUGUAGUUACAUUUGUAAAAACUUCAAAUUUGAUAGCCUGCUGCUCUGUUAAUAGACCCAUCCUGUCUUUAUGUGUUUUCUUCCCUUUUAUGAUUCAUCCCGUUUGUUAGAAAACCAAAUGAAAAUACUUUCAAAACAUUGUUUUUCCUGUUUGUAAAUACACGCCAUCUGCUGGUUAGUGUGGUUAACUGCAUUUCUUUUCACCUGUGCAUGAAGAUGAUUAUUGUAAUCUAAGCAUGGGAUGGAGAGCUGAUCUUUCUUCUGAAACAGUUCAGCUGCUGUUAAGUUAUAUUUUCUCUUACUAAAGCUGUAUAAUACUGAGAUUUAUUUGAAAGUAACUUGUAUUUUUUUUCCAAAGUUAUACAAUAUUUUAGUUUAUAGUCAUUAAAAACGCUUGUUUAAAAAA